GGUCCUCUCCGUUAGCUUCCAGUUGUCAAACGACUUGCAGCGAGCGUCAGAGGUCCGCCCAGGCAAGCCACACAGCACCUCCUCCAGCACUGCCUCCCAGCCCGCACCCGGCACCGCCUCGACCCGCCCGCGUCCUGCCAGCCGCCCAGAUGCUCGCUCGCGCCCUGCUGCUCUGCGUCGCCCUGGCGCUCGGCCACGCAGCAAAUCCUUGCUGUUCCAACCCGUGUCAAAACCGAGGCGUAUGUAUGAGUGUGGGAUUUGACCAGUAUCAGUGUGACUGCACGCGCACAGGAUUCUAUGGUGAAAACUGUUCAACACCUGAAUUUCUGACAAGGAUAAAAUUAUUCCUGAAACCUACUCCAAACACAGUACACUACAUACUUACCCACUUCAAGGGAGUCUGGAACAUUGUCAAUAGCUUUCCCUUCCUGCGAAAUGCAGUUAUGAAAUACGUGUUAGUAUCCAGAUCACAUUUGAUUGAGAGCCCGCCAACUUACAAUGCACAGUAUGGCUAUAAGAGCUGGGAAUCCUUUUCCAACCUCUCGUAUUACACCAGAGCUCUUCCUCCUGUGGCUGACGGCUGCCCAACCCCCAUGGGUGUGAAAGGGAAGAAAGAGCUUCCUGAUUCAAAAGAGAUUGUGGAAAAAUUUCUCCUAAGAAGAAAGUUCAUCCCUGACCCCCAGGGCACAAAUAUGAUGUUUGCAUUUUUUGCCCAGCACUUCACCCAUCAGUUUUUCAAGACAGAUCCUAAGCGAGGUCCAGCUUUCACCAAAGGCCUGGGUCACGGGGUGGAUUUAAGUCAUAUUUAUGGUGAAACUUUGGAUAGACAGCAUAAACUGCGCCUUUUCAAGGACGGAAAAAUGAAAUAUCAGAUCAUUAAUGGCGAGGUGUAUCCGCCCACAGUCAAAGACACUCAGGUGGAGAUGAUCUACCCGCCUCACAUUCCUGAGCACCUGCGGUUUGCUGUGGGGCAGGAGGUCUUUGGUCUGGUGCCUGGCCUGAUGAUGUAUGCCACGAUUUGGCUGCGGGAACACAACAGAGUGUGUGAUGUCCUCAAACAGGAGCAUCCAGAAUGGGAUGAUGAACGCUUGUUCCAGACGAGCAGGCUCAUACUGAUAGGAGAAACUAUCAAGAUCGUGAUUGAAGACUACGUACAGCACCUGAGCGGCUAUCACUUCAAACUGAAGUUUGACCCAGAGCUGCUUUUCAACCAACAGUUCCAAUACCAAAACCGCAUUGCCGCUGAGUUCAACACGCUCUAUCACUGGCAUCCCCUUCUGCCUGACACCUUUCAAAUCGAUGACCAGGAGUACAACUUUCAACAGUUUCUCUACAACAACUCUAUCUUACUGGAACAUGGACUCACCCAGUUUGUUGAAUCUUUCAGCAGGCAAAUUGCUGGCAGGGUGGCUGGUGGUAGGAAUGUUCCAGCUGCAGCACAGAAAAUAGCAAAGGCCUCAAUCGACCAGAGCAGAGAGAUGAAGUACCAGUCUCUGAAUGAGUACCGCAAACGCUUUCGGCUGACGCCCUAUAAAUCAUUUGAAGAACUUACAGGAGAGAAGGAAAUGGCUGCGGAGUUAGAAGCACUCUAUGGUGACAUUGAUGCCAUGGAGCUGUAUCCUGCCCUUCUGGUGGAAAAGCCUCGCCCAGAUGCCAUCUUCGGGGAGACCAUGGUAGAACUUGGGGCACCAUUCUCCUUGAAAGGACUUUUGGGUAAUCCUAUCUGUUCUCCUGACUACUGGAAACCCAGCACUUUUGGUGGAGAAGUAGGUUUUAAAAUCAUCAACACUGCCUCAAUUCAGUCUCUCAUCUGCAAUAACGUGAAGGGCUGUCCUUUUACUGCCUUCAGUGUUCAGGACCCGCAGCUCAGCAAAGCAGUCACCAUUAAUGCCAGCGCUUCCCACUCUGGACUAGAUGACGUGAAUCCCACAGUACUGCUCAAAGAACGUUCAACUGAACUGUAGAAAUCUAUGGAUCAUAUUUAUUUAUUUAUAUGAACUAUUUCUUUUAACUUAAUUAUUUAAUAUUUAUAUUGAACUCCUCAGGUUACUUAACAUCUUCUGUUAAGGAGAAAGGAGGCAUGCUUGUGAAGAUUUUUUGUGUCACUAUUUUAAAGGUGUCUUUUCUGCAAGGGGGAAACAGUUUUCAUUCCUUUUUAUAAACCAGUGGGAAGUGAGUUUGAAAUGUUUUUACUUGAAUUUCAAUUUACGUUAUGUAUAAUAAGAACAAAAGCAAAGAUGUUGGAACAUUUAAAUACUGUUACAAGAUAGCAAAAUGCUGCAAGUUUCUUUUGACACUAUUGAUACUUCCAAGUGUAUCUUCAUGAUGCAUUAGAAGCAACUACCUGCGCACUGUUCCUUUCAUUUCUCUUAGCCAUUUUGCUAAGAGAAACUCUCUUCUGAUCAGUUUACUUCUUUUAUUUUGUUUUCUUGCUUUUAAGAUCUGAAUUUGUCUUUCUUUGGACUCUCUGUCUAUAUUUUCUUAUCUGAACUUUUGCAAGUUUUCAGGAAAACCUCAGCUCAGGACUACUAUUUGACUCCUCUUAAGAGGAAUAAAAGAAAAAUUUUUAAAAACCCAUAAAAAUGACUUUACAGGGGCCAGCCCAGUGGGGUAGUGGUUAAGUUCACAGGCUACACUUCAGUGGCAUGGGGUUCGUAGGUUCAGAUCCCA
Molecule: messenger RNA, 2670 nt
Organism: Equus quagga
Lineage: Eukaryota; Metazoa; Chordata; Mammalia; Perissodactyla; Equidae
Gene: PTGS2
Product: prostaglandin-endoperoxide synthase 2
Exons: 10
Coding region: 150-1964 (604 amino acids)
Biological process (GO): cyclooxygenase pathway; response to oxidative stress
Cellular component (GO): neuron projection; cytoplasm
Molecular function (GO): peroxidase activity; heme binding; oxidoreductase activity, acting on single donors with incorporation of molecular oxygen, incorporation of two atoms of oxygen
Source: RefSeq, a predicted model, not a curated record